UCCACUUUCGGGAAAAGCAAGGGAAACCAGAGAGUGGGGGAAGGCAGCCCAAAAGCGGAAAUGAAAAGCUCAACUUCCCUUCGCGUUUUCCGUCCCGGAAAGAAUUUUGGAGGAAUCACGUGGUUGGGUGCUGCUGACUCCUCCGAGAGGGCACGGGAAGGGGCGAAGAUGGGGACUAUGCUGGAUGUCAAAAUUAAGCGGGCUAACAAGGUGUAUCAUUGCGGGGAAGUUCUCAGUGGAGUGGUGGUCAUAACAAGUAAAGAUUCAGUCCAGCACCAAGGAAUCUCUUUAACAAUGGAAGGAUCUGUAAACUUACAACUCAGUGCCAAAAGUGUUGGUGUGUUUGAAGCCUUCUACAAUUCCGUUAAGCCUAUCCAGCUUAUCAACAGUACGGUAGAAAUGGUAAAACCUGGAAAACUGCCCAGUGGUAAAACAGAAAUUCCUUUUGAGUUUCCGCUGCAGGUAAAAGGAAACAAAGUUCUCUAUGAAACUUACCAUGGAGUUUUUGUCAAUAUCCAGUAUACUCUUCGAUGUGACAUGCGGCGCUCUCUCUUGGCCAAAGAUUUGACAAAGACAUGUGAAUUUAUUGUCCACUCCCCACCUCAGAAAGGUAAACCAACCCCAAGCCCAGUGGACUUCACUAUUACUCCUGAAACUCUACAGAAUGUUAAAGAGAGGGCAUCACUCCCAAAGUUUCUUAUCAAAGGCCAUCUCAACUCAACAAACUGCAUCAUAACACAGCCACUGACUGGGGAGUUGGUAGUGGUAAGCUCAGAAGCUGCAGUUAAGAGUGUUGAACUCCAGUUAGUACGAGUAGAAACCUGUGGCUGUGCUGAAGGUUAUGCUAGAGAUGCCACUGAGAUUCAGAAUAUUCAGAUAGCUGAUGGAGAUGUUUGCAGAAAUCUUCCUAUUCCAAUCUACAUGGUCUUUCCACGGCUUUUCACCUGCCCAACACUAGAAACUACAAACUUCAAAGUCGAAUUCGAAGUUAAUAUUGUUGUCCUCUUGCAUGAUGAUCACCUCAUCACAGAGAAUUUCCCACUGAAGCUCUGCAGGAUGUGAAUAUUUAGGACAGUCAUUUUAGGGUUAUCAAAGGAACCAGAUGCUUUCAAUCAGAUGGGAAUUUAAUUGAAACCAAGCUCUGUGGCAAUAAGUCAUAAUUGUGUUAUGAAUGUUGGAUAAGAACUGUCAGAACUGUAAAGAUUAUCUCACAUGGUCAGUUACCGAUACCAAACAGCUGAAACUUCUCCACUGUGAUACUGUCUAGCAAGUAUUUAUCAGAUUCUUUGUUGAAGAGAUAUCUGUCUUUGAUGAAACUCUGUCACUGCUCAGAAUCUGUUGUAACAUUUGUUUUUCAUUUUGUCCCUUUCUGCAUUAAUUCUGAUAAGAUGGUGUCACAGGUGGGUUUGUAUUUCACAAAUGGACAUUUGAACUCAAAUAGUUUCCCAUCUAUGUCUUCCUCUUAUUAUGAUGUCACAGCAAGCAACUACUCUCUUACAUAAGUUUGCAAUGUCUGUUAAAAGCGAGAUGUCCCAAUCUAAAUAAAAUUGGAUUGAUGGGAAUUGUA
Molecule: messenger RNA, 1567 nt
Organism: Heteronotia binoei (common prickly gecko)
Lineage: Eukaryota; Metazoa; Chordata; Lepidosauria; Squamata; Gekkonidae
Gene: VPS26C
Product: VPS26 endosomal protein sorting factor C
Exons: 8
Coding region: 61-1062 (333 amino acids)
Biological process (GO): intracellular protein transport
Cellular component (GO): endosome
Source: RefSeq, a predicted model, not a curated record